Nicotiana attenuata is the source of this 2186-nucleotide messenger RNA. Its product is annotated as protein ROOT PRIMORDIUM DEFECTIVE 1. Gene Ontology annotation, molecular function: RNA binding. The transcript is spliced from 3 exons. Bases 116 to 1360 code for a protein of 414 amino acids. The record is from RefSeq and is a predicted model, not a curated record. NCBI's taxonomy places the organism in Eukaryota, Viridiplantae, Streptophyta, Magnoliopsida, Solanales, Solanaceae.
CCAGAGCAAAUCCCAGUCCAGGUCCACGAAGCUACCCGUAAAUGCCACUCCGCAAACCACCAUUAGUACUACCACCAAUCACCACCACCGCCGUUAACAACCACGGCGAUAAACCAUGCUGAUCCAACUCCUCUCUAAACUAAACCAUAAACCACCCACCACCACCACCAUCCUCCUCCUCCUCCGCCGGAAAACUACCUCAGCUGAAUACGUAGCCUCGAGAAACCGAGACCCCACUUUCGAAAAACUCAUGGACAAAUACAAAAACCUCUUCAAAGUCAUCUCGAUUCAAAACCUCAUCCUCGGCACCACCACCACCACCAAGGCCACCGCCUCACCCCCCGCCGUGUCCGUCGACUUCCUCAACCGCUUAUCUCAGCGCCUCCAUCUCAACCGCGGCGCCACCCAUUUCCUCCGUAAGUACCCCCACAUCUUCCACAUUUUCCACCACCCCACCAAAUUACAACCCUUUUGUACACUCACCGAAUCCGCCCUCAAAAUCACCCAACAAGAAGCUGCAGCUAUCAAUGCUUCUUUACCACUUGUAAUCAACCGUUUAGUGCGUAUGUUGUCCAUGUCAGUGACUAAAACACUGCCCCUUAGAGCCAUUUUCAAGGUUUUUAGGGAACUUGGUUUGCCUGAUGAUUUUGAGGAUAGUGUAAUCUUGAAAAAAUCUAAUCUUUUUGCACUUGUUGAUAGUGGGAUUGAACCAAACACUCAUUUAUUGAAACUUGUUGGGGAUGUAAUACCGAAAAGUGAGUUAGUUGCAGCUGUUGAUAGUUGGAGGGUUAUGGAGUGUUGUAAAGAGGAUGUUGGGGUUGAUAGGAAUGAGAUUUUGUAUAGUUUUAAGCAUAGUUAUCCACCAGGGAUGAAGUUGAGGAGGAGUUUUAAGGCAAAGGUUAAGGAAUGGGAAAAGUUGAAGUACGUGGGGCCGUACGAGGUUGUGGAGAUUGGGGAGAAGAGAAAGAGUAAGAUUGGGACGAUGGAGAUGGAGAAAAGAGCUGUUGGGAUUGUUCAUGAGUUUUUGAGUUUGACAGUUGAGAAAAUGGUUGAGGUAGAGAAGAUUAGUCAUUUUAGGAAAUGGUUUGGGAUUGAUUUGAAUAUAAGGGACUUGUUUUUGGAUCAUCCGGGGAUAUUUUAUUUGUCUACGAAAGGGUAUAGGCAUACAGUGUUUUUGAGGGAGGCUUAUGAAAGGGGAUGCUUGAUUGAACCGAACCCGGUGUAUGAGGCUAGGAGGAAGCUUCUUGAUCUUGUUAUUUUGGGACGGCGUGGAUUGUCUAGAGGUCACUCUGAGCCAACGAGUGUGAGACAGGGUGACGAUGGUAUUGACGAGUUGAAGACUGAUUCAGAUGAAGAUUGAAUGCAGGGAUGCUUUGCAAUUGCUAAAGGCCUGAUGGAAAGGAUCAUGGAAAGUCAAGAAGCAUUGAACAAAAUGCUUAGCAGUGAAAAUGGAGGUAGGAAUAGAGAACACGAAGUGCUGGAUUGUUCAUUUACUCUGAGGGAGAUGAGUAACAUCCAUAUUAGCAGAGACCAACUUCAGAGAGUGAGAUGAAUUAUCCUCCGCAUUAGCAUAGAGGCUUGCGUUUGAGGAAAUGAGGCCGAGUUUCAAUUACUGAUUACACUGUUAUAAGGCUGCAAAAUUUGCUGCUUUAUAAUGGAUGACGUGGUAGCUGCAAGUGAAUGUUGAGUAUCACUGAUACUUUAAGAGAGUUACUCGAUUUAGAACUUGUGGUCUUUGGGUGAAGCAACACAGUCCGUAAUGCUUGCAAUGCCCUGCUUUUUGAACAAUGCACGACUGUUUUUGAUUGUUGCAAAUCUAUUUAGCCAAGCUGUUUUGGAACUUGUACAAGUUUUGUGAAGGUGGGGAAGCCAGCGAAUGGAAUCGGAGCAUUCAUUGUGUCAUCUUGGAAAAAGAAUUCCAAAUCCUGCAUGAUCUGGGACCUGGAGACAGGCCAAGUGAAAUGACGUAUCUUGCUUGCUUACUAAUUAUCUUGGUUUCUUAGGCAUUAACUGCAAGUUGUGUCGUAUAUUGCUCACAAGUUUCUGGGUCCGUGGUUUCUCCUUCUUUAUGAAUGAGUUGAGUUGUAAGCUGAUAUUAGUUGAAGAAGAAUGUAUAUUAAAUUUAUGAAAUUUGGUUUGGAAAUUGGAAUGCUGCACAUAUGGUACAGCCCAAGGAGUUACUUGAA